Messenger RNA from Poeciliopsis prolifica (blackstripe livebearer), 1773 nucleotides. It is a transcript of the gene dnajb12a, whose product is annotated as DnaJ heat shock protein family (Hsp40) member B12a. The record is from RefSeq and is a predicted model, not a curated record. The coding region runs from base 28 to 1137 and encodes 369 amino acids. Gene Ontology annotation, cellular component: endoplasmic reticulum membrane. Lineage: Eukaryota; Metazoa; Chordata; Actinopteri; Cyprinodontiformes; Poeciliidae. Gene Ontology annotation, molecular function: Hsp70 protein binding. The transcript is spliced from 9 exons. Gene Ontology annotation, biological process: cellular response to misfolded protein.
GCAAGUAAACAUUUCCGCUGUGUCGCGAUGGACUCAAACAAGGACGAAGCGGAACGUUGCAUUAAAAUAGCAUUAAAUGCGGUCGGUAAUAAUCAGCUGGACAAAGCCAGAAAGUUUCUGGAGAAGGCUCAGCGCCUGUUUCCAACAGAUAAGGCCAAAAACCUGUUGGAGUCUUUAGCGCAGAAUGGGAAGCCUCCAGACGAGAACGGCAGUGCUGUAAACGGAGGUGGACCCGGCCUGAGACACCGCGGCGAGAGAGACGGAGCUAAUGCGUCUCAGGGCCCCGCGGAGUCCGACAAAUCUUACACAGCAGAGCAGCUGGAGGCGGUCAGAAAGAUUAAGAGCUGUAAAGAUUACUACCAAAUUCUGGGAGUGGAAAAGUCAGCUUCUGAGGAGGACCUUAAGAAGGCCUACAGGAAGCUCGCCCUGAAAUUUCACCCUGAUAAAAAUCAUGCGCCCGGAGCUACGGAGGCUUUCAAAGCCAUUGGCAACGCCUACGCUGUUCUAAGUAACGCUGAAAAACGAAGACAGUAUGAUCAGUAUGGGGAGGAGCAAGCACAACCAAGCAGACACAGACAUCAUCACGAUUUUGAAGCAGACAUUUCUCCUGAGGACCUUUUUAACAUGUUCUUUGGUGGAGGCUUCCCAACAAGUAACGUCCAUGUUUACAGGAAUGGAAGAAUGCAUUUUGCACACCAGAAUAGACAAGAAAGAAGAGAACAGCAGAGAGAUGGCGGCUUUGCUCUGCUGGUCCAGCUCAUGCCCAUCUUAAUUCUCAUUGUUGUUUCUGCUCUCAGCCAGUUGAUGGUCACGCAGCCUCCGUACAGCCUUAGCUAUCGUCCAUCAGCUGGACAUAUUCAAAAAAGGCAAACGUCACACCUAAAGGUGCCUUUCUACGUGGGGGACCGUUUCAAUGAAGAAUUUACAGGCAAUAACCUGAAGACUGUUGAAAGAAGUGUAGAAGAAGACUAUAUCUCUAACCUAAGAAACAACUGCUGGAAGGAAAAGCAGCAGAAGGAAGGCUUGCUGUAUCGUGCUCGUUACUUUGGGGACUCAGAGUUGUACCAACGGGCCCAGAGAAUGGGGACCCCUAGCUGUUCCAGACUAUCUGAGAUUCAGGUCAUACUGGAUGGCUAGGAGAGACUUGCACACACAUGGUUCGUCGGUACUUGAAUCUACUGGGAAGAAAUGAGUCUGAGCCCACUCUAAUUGGAGCAUAUUUCUGCAGCAAACCAAGAGAAUCUAACCAAGCCUUACACUCUGUGUGCAGAGGCGCCUCUAAAGGGGCCUCCCUGUCACUCCAUCCACUUCCUGUAGAGCUGCGAGAAGCUUUGAGCUGCCUGCUGACAUUUGCUUCUCCUCCUGUCUCAACCAGUGGUGAGAGUCCGAUGGGCGUCAUGGCGGAAAUUGAGCGUGCUGUUAUCUGUUUGAGUGAUAAAGAAGGCUGCUGAGAUUAGCUUCCUCUGUCCUGAUCUUUUUAUUUUUUAUUUUUCCUGGAGAAACCUGAAGGCCUUUCUUCACUGAUAAGACAGUCUGAGCCACUCUAGAGGAAUAAAGUUUUUGUCAUUUUUAUAGUUCUUACCGAUGUAAAUACUCAUUUUACUUAACAGUGCAGGGGAUGGUAGUCAUUUACAAAACUGUUUUGUGAAUUUGCUUGUAGCCUGUUGGAUCAUAACUAGUAACAAUUGUUGCACAAAUAAAAGGAAAGCAUAUUUAUUAAAUUAACAACCUAAAAUUCUAUACAUUUGUUUGAAUAAAAGUUGUCCAAUCAUU